This is a messenger RNA of Thamnophis sirtalis, 2105 nucleotides long. Lineage: Eukaryota; Metazoa; Chordata; Lepidosauria; Squamata; Natricidae. The record is from RefSeq and is a predicted model, not a curated record.
AAGUGGGCUUCCUACGAGCUGUGAGAAGGCUCCUGGGCUGCUUUGAACGUGCAUAUUGAUCGAGUGGAAAGAAUGGCCCAGGUUCUGCAUAUGGGGACUGCUUUCCCAGGAAAGGUCAACCCAGCCGCUACUACAAUCUUCCAUGGGAAGGAGCAAGACCUAACUUACUCGGUGGAGACUCCUUAUGGCUACCGUCUUGAUCUGGACUUUCUGAAAUAUGUGGAUGACAUUGAGAAGGGCCACACUAUUAAGCGCAUCCCAGUUCAUCGGCGACCACGCUACAACUCCUUGCCCCGGGGCUAUGGCUACACGGGUUCCUGGUGGACAUCCACGGAGUCUCUGUGUUCCAACGCGAGUAUGGACAGCCGCCAUUCCUCCUAUUCUUAUUGUGGCCGUAGCUUCUACCCACAGUACACGAAUGCCAUUCACAGCAAUUUCAAUGCCCGCGUGGAGAAAACGUUGCUGGAUGCUAGGAAGAAGUUAGAAGAUCAGGCAGACCUAGAUGGGGAAACCCCCACAGCAAGUAGUCUAGGAAGCCUCCACAGUAGCGUAUCCGGAUCAACAAAUUCCUUAGUUGGAAGCCAGGGUAUUUCCCAACAAACAUCUUACAAUAGCUCACACCAAGGUGCUCCUGGACAAUUGACACCAAUCGGUUCUGGGUUAUCCACUCCCGUCUCACCAACCCCAGGACAUCUUCAAUAUGUUCGGGAGCAGAUGGCUGUGGCUUUGAAGAAGUUGCGCCAAUUGGAAGAACAGGUCAAGAUGAUCCCAGUCCUUCAGGUGAAGAUCUCGGUGCUCCAGGAAGAGAAAAGGCAGCUAAGCGUUCAGCUCAAGAGCCAGAAGUUCUUGGGGCACCCGGGAGGGUUUGGCAAGGGGAAACCACGAGGGGAGCUCUACAUAGACAUCCCUGAGGAGGGUGUAGGUGGAGGCACGGAGGACAGCAGGAACAGGGCUGACACGAAGGGCAAAUUGCAAAAGAAAGAAGUGAGGUCAGUGGGUGUGGGAAGGACAGUCGAAGAUGGAGAAGUGAAUGUGAACAUGGGAAGAUGUGACGUAGGGGUCGCAGUCAAGGAGGAGGAGUUGGGAUUGCCUUCUCCCCCAGAAGUGGAGCAGCAAUGCCAAGCGAUUCAGACCUUAUCCACCAAAAUUGCUGUGUUAGAAACACAAUUGAAGAGAGCACUUCAAGAUCUCCAGGCUGCCCAUCAGAAACUGGAGCACCAGGGCAGGGAGAAGAAAGACAAAGAAACCUCGACAAGAGAUGGGGGUCCAAUGGAAGCAAAGGGGGAAGGUGCACAGCAGUGGGAGGCCCCCAUUCGGGUUGAUGCCGUCAGAGUGGUCCAAGUGGAAAGGGAGCCGGAGAUUGCAGCCAGCGUAGCUACCGGACCUCAGAGGGCCCAGGCCCUGGAGAGCAAGGAGCCCUAUGCCAGCCUCAGGCCGUCCGCAGGCAAAGAUUCAGUCUCUGAGAAAGUCCCAAAGGUUCAGUCCCAGGUGCCACCUUGUGCCACGUACCAGAGAAGUGAGGUGAUGGAAACCACUUUCCCAAUUCACGUUGGAGCAGCAAACGCAGCAACCACUUUUCACUCUGUGAAGAAGAUCAGCAUUGUCAACACAGAAGAGGAUGGGGAUGGCAGUGAAGAAACAAGAGAGGCCGAAGAAUCACUGGAGAAAACGGAAGAUCCCCUUCUUUACUCCUUCCAAGGAGAGCAGAUGGUUCCUUGUGUCUCUCAAGAACCUAAAUUGGAUGUGCAGAAGGAGGAAGAGGAUCAAGUUUCAUCCACUGCAGGGAUCCGGUCAAUUAUGAAGAAGAAAGAAGAAUCUACGGAAAUACUGACUAGCAAGAAGAGCCUCCAGUUUGUGGGCGUCAAUGGAGGGUAUGAGUCUACCUCCUCUGAGGACUCCAGCACAGCUGAGAACAUCUCAGACAACGAAAGCACUGAGAGUGAAUACCACGAGGCAAGUGAGGGCCUCCAGGCCGGGCAGGGAAUUGUAGAUGAAACUCUGAAGCUUUCUGAAAUGACCACAGAGACAUUACAUCCUGUCCCUGUCGAGGUGGGGAAAAUAACCACAGCAGAAGUUCCCAGCAAGGAGCCAGCAGGCAAAACGAG